Molecule: messenger RNA, 1284 nt
Organism: Geosmithia morbida
Lineage: Eukaryota; Fungi; Ascomycota; Sordariomycetes; Hypocreales; Bionectriaceae
Exons: 3
Coding region: 1-1284 (427 amino acids)
Source: RefSeq, a predicted model, not a curated record
AUGGAGCCUUGCUACGAGGAUGAGGACUUGCUACUCAUACCACUAUCCACCCCAGCUCCUGCUGCUCCUGCUGCUCCUGCUGCUGCUGCUGCUGCUGCCGCUGCCGGUGGUGCGCCCGUCUCCAGCUCUGGUGCGUCUGCAUCCGCCCUCGUCGCCGACCUGGUCACCGACGGAACUGCAGCCCCGGCUGCCAUGGACACGAGGCAUAUGGCUCGCUUUGAGUUUAGCGACGUCGGAACCAAGAUACUCAUGGUUGAGUGGUUACCUGAAAGUGCGGACCCGACUGCUACUACUACCACCGCCCAAGACGCCACCGCAACCACCACCACUGCCGUUCCCCCUUCUACCACUGCCACUUGUACUUCUGUCAGUGGUGGUGGUCAAGGAGACACUGCCGGCUCCGGCUCGUCGGCACCGGCACCGGCACCGGCAUCGGUUAACAGUGGUGCGUGGGAGGUAUCGUGGCCCGGUAAGUCCGUCACGCUCCCUGCCCGCGACACCACCGACGACGACGACAAGGCCCACACCACCAACCGUCGCCGCGUCUUCUUCCUCCUCCCGCAGGACGCUCCCGUCCCUGCCACCGUCAUCAUCACCCCGCCGAACGGGGACGGCCCGGCCAUCCGCGUGAAACCCCUGCCGGCCAUCUUCCCAGAGGGCUUCGGCGCCCGCGGCACCGCCAGGGGCUCGCGCGGCGUCCUGCACACCAUAUGGGCCAAGAAGCGGCUGCGCGAGCUCGAGAGGGAGAUCGACGCCGAGGUCCGCGCCAAUACCGAGAGUGUAGCCGUCGAGAUGGCCCUGGCCGAGAAGCAGUGGAUCGUCGACACCUUCCUCAGCCCCCCUACUCCUCCUGCCCCCGCACCGGGGCCUCUCAAGAUCAGUACCAACACUGCCGGUGCCGGUGUUGGUGCCGGCGGUGGCGGUGGUGACGCUCCUCCUACGCCUAGGUCUCCCGUGUCCAGUGGUCGUCUCGGCGAUAAGCUCAAGGGUCUGCGUCUGGCUACGUCUCCGGCCGAUCUGGCCUCCUCGCCAGCCAACACCUUCACCACUGCUGGCAGCCAGUCUGAUACCCUGUCCCCCAUGGGUGACGACAUUGCCAUGCCAUCCACACGCGCCGCCAUGGCACGACCAGUCGGAGCUCCCAUGUCCCUGGACGCCGCCCUCCAGGGAGGAGUCCCUGCUGCGGGGCCAACACCCGCCGACGACGAGGAGAGCGACCUGUUUGCCCUGCCGAUAAGUCCGCGCAGCCCAGACAUGAAGAAGAGCCCGUUCAGCAUCUUUUAA